UGUCGUCGUCGAUGUGCAAAGGCAUCACAUCAUCGAAUUUGUGCUGAUCUCAGCCGAUUUUCGCCUACCCGCGCACCUCAAGUCACACUUGCUGCCACCUGCUUUCCGGAAGCAAUCCGGGGCAGGCGAGACACUGGCGCAGACCGAAUGAGCUAUUCACAGUGGACUGUUCCAAAACCGACAAGGUAG
Messenger RNA from Alternaria burnsii, 189 nucleotides. RefSeq lists its product as uncharacterized. NCBI's taxonomy places the organism in Eukaryota, Fungi, Ascomycota, Dothideomycetes, Pleosporales, Pleosporaceae. The annotation marks the transcript as partial. The record is from RefSeq and is a predicted model, not a curated record. The transcript has a single exon.